Messenger RNA from Papilio machaon (common yellow swallowtail), 1205 nucleotides. RefSeq names its product fas-associated death domain protein. Lineage: Eukaryota; Metazoa; Arthropoda; Insecta; Lepidoptera; Papilionidae. The transcript has 2 exons. Gene Ontology annotation, molecular function: protein binding. Gene Ontology annotation, biological process: signal transduction. The record is from RefSeq and is a predicted model, not a curated record. Bases 58 to 729 code for a protein of 223 amino acids.
UUUUUAAAUCAAAAUCGUCGCUUCUAAAAGUUAAAGUAUUUUCAAAUCAAGUAGAAAAUGACUUUAACAGAUUACACUCAUCUAAAACAACAAAUAAUAUUAAGCGCAGGUCAAAGUGAUAAACAUAGUCAAAUAUUAGGUGUACUAAAAGAAUAUUAUAAAGAUGAAAUUGAUUCUCCAAGAAGAUAUGAGAAUAUAAAUACUAUAGGAGAGCUAAUGAGAGUAUUAGAAAUAAGGGAUAUUUUAUCGGAAGAUAAUGUCAUGCCCUUAAAAGAAGUGGCUUCUAGACUUUCAAACAACAGGGAACUUUUACGCAAAAUACAUAACUACGAAUCGACUCAUGUCCCGCGAGGAAAUAUCAAUCAAUAUGUGAUUGACCAACAUUGUAACCAUAGUACAUACAAAAAUGAGACUAUUGAGACUAUGAACAGUAAUCCGUUGGGUACAAUGAGUAAACGGAAAAAGGAACGAAUAUUGGAAACAAUAACAGAAGAAAUAGGAAUCUUUUGGCGUGACCUAGCAAGAAAUCUCAAGAUUCGUGAAUGUGUUAUAGAUGAAAUUGAUUUAAACAACAAGAAUCUAUCAAUGAAAGCAGCAAAAUUAUUAGAAGCUUACGAACACAAGGCAGAUCCUCAGAGAUGGUUUUUUGUACUGUGUGAAGCAUUAGAAAAAGCUCGCAGAAAAGACAUUAGUAGAUCAUUACAAGAUAUAAUGUCAAUGAACAUAUAAUUGAUAUGCAACUGCAAUUUACAACAAAAUUUACUGCAGAUUUUAUACUUGAAAAGGUAUAUAAACAGAAUAUCAAGCAUGUUAUCCGCCUAAUCCUUCAAAAUAAGGAGCAAGAGUGACUUAAAAUUAUGCAAUACUUAUUUACUGCACACUAUCAUCAAAUUCGUUUUAUUAUAUGCAGAAAAGCAUUUCAUGAUUAUGUCAUAAAGGUAAGGUCAUGAAAAUUAAAAUUUAAAACAGGCAAAUGUCUUGAGGUGAAGGUGCAAUUUGAGUCUCAUGUGACCAAUGACACCAACCGCAACAAAAUUAUUUAUUUGCAAUAUAAUAAAUGUGAUAAAUUUAUGACUCCAAAGCCUUAUCCCACUCACAUGUUAUCGUCAUACAAGGUUUUAAAAAACUUAAUGUUUUGGCUUCAUUUUUUACAGCGGGUAGACUGCCUGUAGCCAACCCUACUUAGUAGGAAAAAGUUAACUAUU